This is a messenger RNA of Alternaria arborescens, 1770 nucleotides long. RefSeq lists its product as hypothetical. The record is from RefSeq and is a predicted model, not a curated record. The coding region runs from base 1 to 1770 and encodes 589 amino acids. Gene Ontology annotation, cellular component: chromatin. Gene Ontology annotation, biological process: DNA-templated transcription; regulation of transcription by RNA polymerase II. Gene Ontology annotation, molecular function: zinc ion binding; DNA-binding transcription factor activity, RNA polymerase II-specific; RNA polymerase II cis-regulatory region sequence-specific DNA binding. The transcript is spliced from 3 exons. NCBI's taxonomy places the organism in Eukaryota, Fungi, Ascomycota, Dothideomycetes, Pleosporales, Pleosporaceae.
AUGCGUAUAUAUGAAUCGGUAUUUCAGACUUUAGAUGACACCGUCGAUCACCCGGAGACCACCAUUGCCAAUUCUGACAAUGACAUAGAAUUAAUGCUGCCGCCUUCUCUGCGCAAUCCAGGUCGUCGCAUGCAACUCACCUCCUGGAAUAACCCCGAUUCACUGUUAAUCGAGCACAACGCCAUUGCACCGUUUUGCCGGCGUCCAACACAACUUGAUAUCAACGUGUUGAUCGAGUUCCCCUUUCUUGACAACUUUACUAAGGCGACUGGCUUCGUCAGCUCAUUUGGCUGUGGCACAAAGCAGCAAAGACUCUCCAUCACACUGGACCCAAUCAGGGCGAACCCGAGCGAGAACGCCUCGCCUAGGGAAGAAAAAGUGCUAAACCCGGCUACGCACUGGGUUGAGAUCGCCCGAAACAUGCUGGUUCAAGGGACUAAGGACACAGCUGAUCCAGGUGUGUCACUGUACGUGACGCAUAGGAUAGUUGAUCAAAUUCGAGAGACAGCGAUAAAACAAUAUCACCGCGGUUCUGCUGACAUCCACUGGUCAACUUCCGUAGAAGCCCUUUGUUACGAGUUCUUCAAUCCGAAGAACCUAGACAAGUGUUUAGCGCUCUUUUGGUCUUGCUGGUAUCCGAACUGGCCCACGAUACAUGCACCAACUUUCAAGAGGGUAGAGAAAUCACCGUCACUCAUUGCUGUAAUGGCUCUUGUUGGUGCUUGUUUGUCGGCAGAAGAUCACGAUCAUGCCUCAGCUCAACUUUGGUUUGAUUUGGUCGAAGACCUCGUCUACAGUGAUGCCGCUUUUGACGAUCAGAACAUUUCGAACACGUGGAAGGAGUCGACAAAUACCGAUCGUCGAAGCGCACACUUGCAGACUCUCCAAGCCGCCUAUUGUGUUUGCCUGUAUCAGACUUGGGAGGGAAGUAAGCGGAGUAAAAGACGCGUUCUGCGGCAAAGGUUUAAUGAUCUCGUUUAUCUAGCACGAGAUAUAGGACUAGAUCAAGCCUCACUCAGGUCGAUCGAUACGUCUGACCCAGCUGGUUUUGACUGGGAGGAAUACGCUCUUCGAGAGUCGCUCAUUCGCAUCUGUUCGUAUAUCUGCAACAUCGACGCCAGUUACGCCCUAUUUUUCUGCCAUGUACCUCGUACCACUUUGUCCGAACUGGUCAUGGAGAUUUCGUCCCCAGAAUCUUGCUUUCAAGCUUCUUCAAAAGAAGAGUGCUUUAUUGAACUUAAGGUCUGGCGUGAAAGGAUGGGCAUCGAUGCGACCAACAUGAACGUCUUGAGUGCCGUUAUUGCGCUUUGCGAUAACGCGAUCAUGAGAACGCCAGCGAUGCGUCGCACUUUUGCUCAUCUUAGUGUCCUCAGCAUGUUCACCAUCGUCCACGCGCUAUAUCUACAGGUAUAUAGCCUGGCAAACUUCUCAAUGACUGCGCCAGAUACAACAAGAAUGACCUCAGUCGAGAACGCAUUGCGGAACUGGCAGCAAUCAUGGCCGUCGCAUACGCGAGAUAUGGAGUUGUUCGAUCUAUUGGAAAAGGCAAGUGAUUUGUCGACGAUGUGGCAGCGGAUUGGCUUUAUGAGAUAUGCGCCUGAGUACUGGCUGAUAGCAUAUUCGACAGUAAAGAAGAUGUACAAGCAGAACGAUGGAAUCUCUCAGAUUUCAGAAACUGCCAUCACUGUUGGAAAUCACGACAUGAUCGAGGCACGAAGGCUGAUCGCUGAGCUGAGAAGUGGAGCCAUUGUUCCCAUCGUGGACAGCUAA